UGUCUGUGAUGAAAUCCCCGACUGUUUCGUUGCUGUUGCUGCUGCAGCUGCUACUUCUGUCUCGGCACAAGCGAAGGGAAUCUGUCGUGACCUCCCGCACGUGAGGACUAGAACCGCAGAGGAGGACGCGCGGAGCGGGAGUGAAAGGGAGCAGCGCCGGGGCGCAGUAGGAGUCAGGUGGUGGUGGUGGUGGUGCUGCUGCUGCUGCUGGAUGAGAGGCUGACUAGGCAUUUCUCCCCGGUGACAGAGACUAUCUCAGCGCCGCAUCUUCUCGCAUCCUCCGCCCUCCUCCUCCUCCUCCUCCUCCUCUCCCGCUGCUCUCCACGGCUACAGCAGCAGCAUCUCUCCUCUCCUCCUCCUCCUCCUCCGACCAUGGCCCUGGUGACACUGCAGCGCUCCCCCACUCCCAGUGCAGCGUCCUCGGCCAGCACGACCAACAGCAGCGCGGGGGAGGAUUUUGGAAGCGACGAUGACCGGAAAACGAAUCAAAGUCUCAGUGAGAGCUUCUUCAUGGUCAAAGGUGCUGCCCUCUUCCUCCAGCAGGGCGGCAACACAGAAGAACCAAAGACACCAACCCACCACAAACAUGCAGGUGAUUUACCGCAGCACCUGCAGGUCAUGUUCAAGAUCCUCCGGUCUGAAGAUCGCAUUAAACUGGCUGUACGGUUAGAGAGCGGCUGGUCAGACCGUGUGCGCUACAUGGUCGUCAUCUACACCAGCGGUCAUCAAGACACAGAGGAAAACAUCGUCCUGGGAAUGGACUUCACAGACAAGGACAGUAAAAAUUGUUCAAUCGGGAUGGUGCUGCCACUGUGGAGUGACACCAACAUACAUUUAGACGGAGACGGAGGUUUCAGCGUGAACACAGCGGGGCGGUCCCAUGUCUUCAAGCCUGUGUCUGUGCAGGCCAUGUGGUCUGCCCUGCAGGUGCUACACAAAGCGUGCGAGGUGUCGCGGCGGUUCAACUAUUUCCCAGGCGGCAUUGCUCUCACGUGGAUGGCUUUCUACGAGAGCUGCAUCACCUCCGAGCAGAGCUUCAUCAACGAGUGGAACGCCAUGACUGACCUGGAGACGACGCGGCCCGAUUCACCCAGCAUGUUUGUCGACCGGCCAACAGAGCGAGAGAGAACUGAGUGCCUUAUUAAAGCCAAGUUACGCAACAUCAUGAUGUUUCAAGACCUGGAGAACAUCACGUCCAAGGAGAUCCGUAACGAGCUGGAGCAGCACAUGAGCUGUAACCUGAAAGAGUACAAGGAGUUCAUAGACAACGAGAUGCUUCUCAUCCUGGGUCAGAUGGACAAAGCCACGCUUAUCUUUGACCAUGUGUACUUAGGCUCUGAGUGGAACGCUUCAAACCUCGAAGAGCUACGUGACUGUGGAGUGGGCUACAUCCUGAACGUUACCAGAGAGAUCGACAACUUCUUCCCAGGCAUGUUCUCAUAUCAUAAUGUCCGCGUGUACGACGAGGACGCUACGGACCUGCUGGCCCACUGGAACGACACCUACAACUUUAUCGUCAAAGCAAGGAAGAACAAUUCCAAGUGCCUGGUGCACUGUAAGAUGGGGGUGAGUCGCUCGGCCUCAACAGUGAUUGCUUAUGCAAUGAAGGAGUACGGCUGGUCUCUGGAGAAAGCCUACAACUUUGUCAAGCAGAAGCGGAGCAUAGCUCAGCCCAACUCUGGCUUCAUGAGACAGCUGGCGGAGUACGAGGGAAUCCUGGACGCCAGCAAACAGCGUCACAACAAGCUGUGGAGGCCUGAAACGGACGAGGAGGGAUCGGACGGUCUGCAGGCCUCUGGCCACAGCACGGGUGGAGAAGAGACGCCAGUGCUCAGAGAAGAUGAAGCCUGGGGAGGCUGUGGUGCAUCUCCCUGCAGGGGUAUGGGUUUGGAGAUGGAGCCCCUCGACUCUCUUAAUUAUAAUUACUAUUUUAGACGUUUGUCGGACUCUGCCUUAGACAGUGAGCCCUCCACCCCAGUGCGUGGCCCCCCGCUGCUUGGUAUGGAAAGAGUUUUCAUAGAGAUUGAAGACGUGGAGAGAGACGCACUGUUGGAGGACGAGGGGUUCCCCAUGGCACAUUUGGCUCUGCCCGGCGAGGGCACAGCAGCCCAGACGUGCGGACGCCUUGACCCUCUGGAGGACAUGAGGCUGAGACUUGAGUUCAGUACGCUGGAGGAGGAGGACGAGGAAGAGGCGAAGAAAGAGGAAGCUGAGAUGGCGGCGCUGGCUCAGACUCCUGGAAACUCGGAGUCGGAGCAGACGGAGGAAAGCCGGUUAGGUCUCGCAAACCUGAACACCAACAACAGCAACCGGCUCGCUGCCAAGCGCAGCUGUCCUGCGGCUUUUGACGACAGUGCAAGCACAGGAAACCCUUUGAAGGUGAAGCCGUCCUAUCAGUCCUGUAAAGACUGCCUUCGUCUGCCACAAGGUCGGCGCUGCGAGCGUCCAGCCGGAGGUCGUUCCCACCGCCUUAACCCCUCCCGCCACUGCACUAUCCCUUCCAUAUGCAUAGAUCCGCCGGGGACAAACUUUGCUUCCACGUCACUUCUGCAGUCUCUGGCAGCUCCCGCGGUUGUUGUCCCGCCGAACUUGGUCCAGCCCUGUGCUCACCUUUACCACUGCAUCACAUGUGCCCCGUCUGUCCCACUAGCCAACCGACAGAAAGCGCUCUCGCCCAUGAGCUGUGAGGAGACGUCGCCAGACUGCGGCUCAGCAGAGGCGGAGGACAUGGAUGAACCAACACAUGGGGAGAGCGUGGAAGUGCAAAUAUCCAGAGAGGCUACAGGGGACAUCAGUGCUACUGCGACUGCUGAGGGUUUAAAUUUGCAACCUGCUGAGGCGGUGGAGCUCCAGCUGCCAGGGCCAGGCGUAGCUUUUGGUCUGGACCUCAUGUGACAGACGGCAGUGCAGCUUCAAAACCUGCCAAGUUUGACCAUGGAAGGCCAGCUCUCAGUGGGGCACCUGCCUUAAAGGAGGAGCUGGAAGAGGUGGAGGUUUUACCGCCGCCUCUGCUAAGUACACAAUGAUGGCUGAGGGCCUGCAAAAUGAAGCUCUGUCCUGUUUUGUGUCGUCGUGUCCCCGGCCACUGUUACAAGCUGCAGGUACUUUUGCGUCCACUGGCAUGUAGAGUCAGGUGACGCUGGUUGUUUUUGCAGAAGUCUCGGAUGCUCGUGCUGAGACUGAAGACUUCCUUGUGCCCUUCCUUGCCCCUGACUGAAGCCUGUCCAGUCUCUUCCUCACAAACAGGAUCAUCACACUUCCUCACCGUCCAGUGGAAAUGACCGUCAUGCUGCCAUUUAACCUAUAAGAGACAGGUUUGGUGUCAUCUCGAAGCAGGAAUCGUGCUCUCGGAGAUGCACUUGUGUUCCCGUGCGACUCCUCGUCUGAGCCGUAGUUCACACUUUGAUGUUGGCGGAAAGAAGAACACCUGGAUGAACAUGUUGCUGUUGGUUUGCUGUGUGUUUAUCAAUCGAACUCAAUCGACAGCAUCGAGUGGAGCUCGACAUGGAGCCUGUUUGAUUGCAGUCAGUAUCUCCUCAUGUUACCACAGAUAAACAAAUCUCCCGUUCAGCCUCAAUUGUGUUUUCCCAGCUGCGGCCGUUUCUGCGUCACGUCAGGACAUUUCAUAAUCAUUUGUAAAAAAAAAAUAACAAACAAACAAAAAAGAAGGAUUCAAGCCGUUUUAUGCUCCUUUAAAAAGCGCCAUACCUCGGACCACAAGCAUCACCCGGACUGUUUUGGUCAAACACUGUUUUGUCUCUGCUCAGAGGCUGGUUCGCCCCCUCGCCCUCCUCCACUGACGUUAAUGUAAUUACGUCCUUAAAGUGCUCGGUGUAGCCACACACGACUUUGCAGUAUUACAGCACAUAUCCACAACACUAGGCCAGAAAGCAUUCAAGUCGCCUUUCAUUAUUCUUUUUUUUGAAAUGCCCGAAAACUUCAAAUUGAAUUUGUCCUGAUUGACUUUAACUGACCACAAAUGGCGUCAGUAAACAGGUUGAACUGCACCAAAGUCAUUGUUUUUGCUUGAGUGAAAGAACUUACGACACUGAGGCGUUAAGAAAACACUGAUUAACUUAAAUGAUUUAGUUUCCCACCUUGUUACAAGCCAUGAAUCUGGGUCGUCAUUUAUCACGCAAAGCUUUCAUUGCAAACAUGUUGAACUACCUUUCCCUAAACCCACAAAUAUUUGCAAAGGCACACUCACCGUGUAUAGAUUUAUCACUCGAUCACAACUGUAGUAUCCAUUCACACACUGCACAGGUAUAUUUCACUUGUAUAGCAACGUUAAAUCAGAAUUCAUUUAAGCAGGAAUCGACAAAAGGAGAGUCUCAAAUGUCUUGUUUUUGUCCACAAACCAAAAUGAUUCAGUUUGAAUGA
This is a messenger RNA of Solea senegalensis (Senegalese sole), 4380 nucleotides long. It is a transcript of the gene ssh1b, whose product is annotated as slingshot protein phosphatase 1b. Gene Ontology annotation, cellular component: cytoplasm. Gene Ontology annotation, biological process: actin cytoskeleton organization; protein dephosphorylation; negative regulation of actin filament polymerization. Gene Ontology annotation, molecular function: protein tyrosine/serine/threonine phosphatase activity; actin binding. Bases 373 to 2895 code for a protein of 840 amino acids. The transcript has 15 exons. The record is from RefSeq and is a predicted model, not a curated record. NCBI's taxonomy places the organism in Eukaryota, Metazoa, Chordata, Actinopteri, Pleuronectiformes, Soleidae.